AUGCCCCGACCCGGGAAACCCCAGUCUGCGUUUGCGACUGCGACUGCGACUACUAAUUCUUCUUCAAUUACUUCCGCCUCCGUUCGAGCGAGGAAACCUGCCGUAUUUGCUGCCGAGAAGAGACGGACGAAUACACUCCAUAGCCGCAACGGUCCGGUAUCUUCGGAAGACGAUAACAACGACACUGCUGGAGAUUCUACCGUCAUGUCUUCCUGGACGGUUAGGAAUCGGUGGAUCGUCUUUGCUGUUGCUAGUGGUGCUUGCGCUGCUUUUAAUGGCGUGUUAGCGAAAUUGACUACAAAUGAACUUUCCACUCACAUAGCCCGAGGAAUUUCGGGACUCUUUGGGUUGACGGACAUCGAACGAGUUGUCGAGAUCGUUGUGCGAGUUAGUUUCUUCGGUCUUAAUUUAGUCUUCAACGGAGUGAUGUGGACCCUAUUCACACAAGCCCUUGCAAAGGGCAACUCAACAACACAAGUCUCCAUCAUGAACACAUCCACCAAUUUUGUCAUCACAGCUUUGCUCGGACUAUUUAUCUUCUCCGAGUCGUUACCACCGCUCUGGUGGGCCGGCGCCGCGUUACUUGUUGCCGGGAACGUCAUUAUCGGCAGAGGCAAGCAGGAAGAAGGCAGCGAGACGGCAGCUGCCUUAGACGAGGGUGAAUAUCACGAUGAAGAAAACAUUAGUGAUAGUCACGACGCCGAAUCAGCAGCCGAGUUGGGCCGCGGGACCGGCGUAGCCCCGCAGGUCGAAGGCGUACUGCCCGUGGAGAAGGAUGAUGAGGACGAGGAUGUCGCCCUUUUGGGAGAUUUAAGUUAA
This is a messenger RNA of Daldinia childiae, 819 nucleotides long. RefSeq lists its product as uncharacterized. The transcript has 4 exons. Lineage: Eukaryota; Fungi; Ascomycota; Sordariomycetes; Xylariales; Hypoxylaceae. The coding region runs from base 1 to 819 and encodes 272 amino acids. The record is from RefSeq and is a predicted model, not a curated record.